AUGUUGAAGAGAAUGGGGUGGCUAUGUUCUCUUUUCAUUAUCUGUUUUCUGGGUCUUACUGUAACUGGUCAAGAAUCCAUUGAGCUCCUCAACCUAUGUGAGACAACUGAUGACAUUUUACAAGCCUCAUCAGACGCCAAGCUUCCCUUGGCUGUUUCAGUGAGUGCUGGAGACCUCAAUGAGGUUUCUUUCAGCAUUCUAUUGGCUGAAAGAUGGCUCAGACACAACGUUCUUGCACACUACCCUACCUCAAAUAUCACCACCAUUGUUGUGGGAACAACUGCCUUUUGCAAACAAGACCAACAACACAACCACCUGCCUGAGGUUCUAUCUUCCUUGAAGAAUGUCUACCACUCACUGAAGAGGUGGGGUUUGGAGAAAGACAUAAAAGUUUCUGUUGCUUUUAAUCUGGACUGUUUGUCUCUAAACAAAGUUUCUUAUAACAAUGAUUUGAAAAUGCUCAAACCCCUGUUAGAGUUUCUCCAAGGGGUAAACUCCACAUAUUCUGUGAUCCCACAUCAUGGCUUCUCACAUCUUUCUGAUAAAAGUUUGAGCUUGGUGUCUUCUCACUAUGAGUCCUUGAAAAAGCUUGGAUUUUUCUACCUCAACAACAUAAAUGUUAUAGCCACUGUUUCAAGAGGGAGAAAAAACAUAGCAAGAAAGCUUUCGGUUGUUGAUUUUAGCCCAAUAGGUCCAUUCCCAGUGAGGCCAGCUCCAAUGCCAGAAAUAGCCAAGUCCCCGAUGACUCCUUCCAAUGUACCUUUGCCUCCUUUAGCACAAGUAGUUUCUUCACCACCUCCAAUACUUUCUCCCACUUUUGCCCCUGAAGAGCCACCAUUUGGGGUUCCAGCUAGUUCACCUCAUGGUUUCACACUACCUCCUUGUAAUCCACUGCACAAUGGCUCACCUUAUCCCCAAAUAUUCCCUGUCCAGAAGGUGUGGUGUGUGGCUAAGCCUAGUGUUCCUGAAGAAACACUGCAACAGGCCAUGGACUAUGCUUGUGGAGAGGGUGGUGCUGAUUGCAUGGAGAUUACGCCACAGGGAAACUGUUAUUAUCCAGACACUGUGGUUGCUCACGCUUCCUAUGCUUUCAACAGUUACUGGCAGAAGCACAAGAGAAACGGUGGAACUUGCAGCUUUGGAGGGACUGCCAUGUUGAUCAAUGCUGACCCAAGUUUCCUUCACUGUCGGUUUAUUCUUAGCUAA
Sphenostylis stenocarpa is the source of this 1206-nucleotide messenger RNA. The record is from the annotation of a GenBank genome assembly. NCBI's taxonomy places the organism in Eukaryota, Viridiplantae, Streptophyta, Magnoliopsida, Fabales, Fabaceae.